This is a messenger RNA of Alternaria rosae, 805 nucleotides long. RefSeq lists its product as uncharacterized. The transcript has a single exon. The coding region runs from base 195 to 647 and encodes 150 amino acids. NCBI's taxonomy places the organism in Eukaryota, Fungi, Ascomycota, Dothideomycetes, Pleosporales, Pleosporaceae. The record is from RefSeq and is a predicted model, not a curated record.
UGCUUCUCUCUCGGUUAGGUGGACCCCGUUGGACGAAUCUAAGUUAAUUUCAAAUCAACCCAUAUUUUCUCGACUAGUUUGAGUAUUGUCUGCAGCUGACCCACGGUAGUUUCGUCGUCACUAUAGAGCUGCGCCUACAGCAUGAUUUGAGAGAUCAUGCAUUACCUACGAGGCUUGAGCAGCUCGUUGACACCAUGUUUCUUACAAGUCCUCCGUGUAAGGUUCUAGGUAUAUAUGCUCUAAGCCCGGAGUCUGCGCGUCCUAGUCCUGAAGGAUUACAGUCAGUCAAAAGGCUUCUUCGUGCGAACGGUAUCCGCGUUGGAGAUCUUUUGCGGCAGAUCCGGCAGCUUAUGCCCAUGGCGAUUAGGUGCUGGCGCGAUAACUCUCAAACUAUAUGCCAGCAUAUCGAAAGGGAAGAUUGGACAAGAAUGUCGUCUCAUAGCUGCAAGUGCCGAGCAUUGGGCGGACCUGGCUUUCCAAAACUCUUCGGUUUCCUCGAGUUCGCGGAAGACUUUCGUGCAACAUCUACGCAAUGUAUUUACUUGGGGUACCAGAGGGACUGGACCUUAUUUCCGCAGGAGUGGAACGAGCCUGUCUGGAGGCCUACUGAAAUAUUCUCGCUAGACGCUCGCGAAUCGCUAUGCUAGAUAGCAAGGAUGUUCGUCAAUCACCAAUUUGCGGAAGACAGUAUCGGACCAGAAAAGAGAGGGUAGAUCUAAGUUGCACGAGUCGGUCGUGUUAUUACUCACCUAGAUUGGCACCGAGAAGAUGCCGGAUUCGAUGGACAAAACGACGAGUAUGACGC